UGAGCCACACUAGGUAGGUACAUAUGUACAAUACAAUACCACAUUCGACCGGUACGUACAUAUUUGUUGAUUUUGUGGCGGGUGUAAGAAUCUACCGAUGGUCGCUAGCUUUUUGGCACCGAUGCAAAAUUGCAAACACUACCUCGUAGAACGUUUAAAAAAACCGAAGAAACUAAAAACUACUAACAUAUUCGACUACGGUCUGUGAGCUAAAGCGGUAAAAAGGAAAUCGGGUUAUUUAUUAAAAUCAUAUCAGGUACCAGUAGGUAACAAGGGAUAAUAUUUUCAGUCUUUACUUUUUACGAAUUCCCUCUUUCAUCUUCAUUAUUAUAACAGAUGAUAUUUCUACGGCUAGGUCAGCAGUUUUCACUACUAGAAAAAAGAAAAGUACAGCACUCUGGACUAUACGAGCUAUUUGGACGGCUAGUAAUCCAGCGGAAUUAUCAGACCAAUCACGUCAUUCCGACGAUCAAACUGGCGGGCCACUGCAGCAACACGAUUUUGACCCCUCCCCCUCCUUCCUCACCAACCACUGCUGUUGCUGCUUCCACUUCUGCUGCUGCUGCCGCUAUAAUCACCCACUCGUCCUUAACGAAACCUAAUUUUCGCCAUCUACAAUCACAUACGCAAUCUUCCCAUAAUUCAACCCAGAUUUAUAAAACAACUUCUUCAAUCCAAUCCUUCAAAAUUGCGUCUCAGCGCACUGCUCAGCUAGCUCGUCACUUUUCGAGCUCUACUUCAUCUGAGAAUACCUAUUACAAGACAGAUUCCAAGUCUGAAAUGGCUUCGCAGUACGGCGUCCGCAAGGUCGCUGCACCCAACACUUUAGAACAUCGAGUCUACAUUGAGAAGGAUGGCGUUCCCGUCUCGGCCUUCCACGAUAUUCCCCUCUAUGCCAACCCUGAACAGACCGUUCUCAACAUGAUUGUCGAGAUUCCUCGGUGGACCAACGCCAAGCUUGAGAUUUCUAAGGACGAACUUCUCAACCCUAUUAAGCAGGACAUUAAGAAAGGCAAGCUACGAUAUGUCCGCAACUGCUUCCCCCACAAGGGUUAUCUGUGGAACUACGGUGCCUUCCCCCAGACCUGGGAAGACCCCAACUCGAUUCACCCAGAGACCAAGGCCAAGGGAGACAACGACCCUCUCGAUGUCUGCGAGAUCGGUGAGCUAGUUGGCUAUCCCGGUCAGGUCAAGCAGGUCAAGGUGCUUGGUGUCAUGGCUCUGCUCGAUGAGGAGGAGACCGAUUGGAAGGUUAUCGUCGUCGACGUGAACGACCCCCUGGCACCUAAGCUUAACGACGUCGAGGACGUCGAGCGACAUCUUCCUGGUCUUCUACGGGCUACUAAUGAAUGGUUCCGUAUCUACAAGAUCCCUGAUGGGAAGCCCGAGAACCAGUUCGCUUUUACUGGCGAAUGCAAGAACAAGUCCUAUGCCUUUGACGUCAUCCGUGAGUGUAGCGAGGCUUGGGAGAGACUGAUCACCGGCAAGACUCAGCCCGGCGGUAUCUCUACGACCAACCUAAGCGUCAACCACUCUCCAAGCCGUGUCGGCUCCGAACAGUUGCCACCCCUGCCACCUAACGAAGAGGUGCCCGCCGAGAAGAUCGAUAGCUCGAUUGACAAGUGGUUCUUCAUCAGCGGUGCUGCCGCAUAGGCUAAAUAUUACUGGGCCUGGUAGAGAAAAGUUAGGCAGAUAUAUGAGCUUGAACACAGUAUGAGAGCUCUGUUUGAUAGCAUAUUCUGCAUGACGCCCCACACGCGUUGGCUUAGUUCGAAUACAUGACUUCAUAUAGAGAGUACUUUUCUCGUGGCUCGUGACCCGUGACUCCGGUGUGGUUAUCUUGUGCCUUAAAUAGACAGUUGGAGAGUGUACUAUGCGCCAGCAUCCGAAGCAAAACGCCGCCUGAUGCUUGAUGCUUAAUGUAGUAGAUAACUUAAAUACCUACGGACUAGGGAGAUACUAGGUACCUAGGUAGGUAGGUAUCUAAAAGUAACAGAUCGGUCA
This is a messenger RNA of Annulohypoxylon maeteangense, 2004 nucleotides long. RefSeq names its product inorganic pyrophosphatase. Lineage: Eukaryota; Fungi; Ascomycota; Sordariomycetes; Xylariales; Hypoxylaceae. Gene Ontology annotation, cellular component: cytoplasm; nucleus. Gene Ontology annotation, biological process: phosphate-containing compound metabolic process. The transcript is spliced from 4 exons. Gene Ontology annotation, molecular function: magnesium ion binding; inorganic diphosphate phosphatase activity. The coding region runs from base 337 to 1653 and encodes 438 amino acids. The record is from RefSeq and is a predicted model, not a curated record.